AUGAUAUCCGCUGUGAAAAGUUACUUUGUUAAUUUGAAUAUUUUUGAACCAUCUCCUGAUAGUAAUGAAAGAGAAGAUGAUCAACAACGUCGUCUGAAUAUUAUAUCUACUCGAAUCUAUUUAGUAGUUCUCCUAUUAAUUUUGUUUCUUUUUGGACUUUACACAAAAUUAAAUUUUGCAACAUCAAUCAUUACUAUUGAAUAUCCAACUGAAGAUCAAUUUGAAAAACUUCCUCAAGACGCGCGAUGUCAUUGUUCUCAUAUUUCUAUAUCUUAUGGCGAUUUUGUAUCACUUCAAACAACCAUUCAUCAAGUAUGUGUAAGUGACUUUGUAUCUGAUCGAUGGAUUAAUGCUUUAUUCUUUGGUCUUAACACCUCUUUUUUUGAUAUUUAUGAUUUUCGCAUUACGGCUAGUAGUCAAUUUGAAGCAUUGGCUGGUUUCUGUCGUCUCUCCCAAGCAAAUAUUUUACAAAGUAUCUCUUCAUUUUAUAAAAAUAAACUAAUCACUCCUCAAAUUCUGUCAAAAAAAACAUUGGAAGCACAAGUAGAAGGCCUUAUUAAACAAUUUCAAUUAACUAUAUCAAAUAAUUUUAACAAUCAAUUGAAACUAGUACGUGAAAUGACCAUGGCCAAUCAACUUAAAACUGCAUUACCAAUUAGUAUGAUUCCCGCUUAUUAUUAUGAUGAUUAUUAUGGAUACUUUGUAUUUAUGAUAAAUAUUGGAAUUGAAAAAUCUGAUGGAUCUAUUUGUGCUUGUGAAUUUACUCCUGAUUGUAUAGGAACUUCUGGGAUUUAUAAGGAACUCGCACCCUCUUCUUUAUAUUUUGAUACUAAUAAAGAGGUAGCUAUGACAAUUUCCGGUUUAGUAGGAAGUUGUCUUCCAGUGGAUAUAGCUCUUUUCUCAACACUAGAAUGUUUCUAUAAUCAAUCAUGUAUUGAUAAACUUGUAUCAUUUUUGCCUAAAAUUGAAACAUUUAAAGCAUUGAAAGUAGACAAUCAAAGUCGUUUCGAAUUAAAUGCAACCAUCAAAUCAAUUGUUAAUCAAUUAAUGAUAGAAAAUUGGAAAAAAAAUAUUACAUAUGAAAAAUAUUACAAACAAUGUGCACCUAUAUCAUGCAUAUAUUCAAUAUUAAAACGACCUAAUUUCAAGUAUACAUCAAUCAGACUCAUUAGUUUAUUGUCUGGUUUAACAGUCGUACUUGGAAUAAUAAUUCCAAUCAUAAUCAAAUUUAGUAACAGACUAAAAAAUCGUCAACCAACUCCACAUAUUUCUUUAAAUAAUCGUAUACAUCAAUUAAAAAUUCAAAUAAAAAUACUAAUAAUUGAAUUGAACAUUUUCAAACAUUAUCCAAGUACUGAUCGUCAGAUACAUUAUCAACGUAUUGCUACUCGAUUAUAUAUUAUUUUUCUUCUUAUCUCACUCACAAUAUUGAGUAUUUAUUUAUCGUUAAAUACAGAAAUUCAAAAGAAAAUACUUUUGAAUCCAACUGAAAAUCAAUAUAUUCAAUUACAAGAAAUAUAUUCUGAUAAUCUUCUAUGUCCAUGUACAAAUAUUUCAAUGAAUUAUUCAACAUUUAUAACCAUUCAACCAUAUUAUCAUCAGUUAUGUUCAAGUGAUCUUAUUUCUUUAAAAUGGUUAGAUUAUACAAAAUUUAAUGAUCCUAAUAUUGAUCUGGUAUCCACAGAUUAUCGUGCGAGUGCUAGUACUCAAUUUCGAUUAUUAAAAAUCCUCUGUGAACAAGCAGAACAAAUAAUAACGAAUAGUCUUAAUAUAUUCUUACAAACAGAUUUUAUAAGUUCAAAAGUUAUUUCAAUACAGCUUUUUGAAUCUCAAAUAAAUUCAUCAAUUCAAGAAUGGCAAUCCUAUAUUACUAAUCGUUUUCUACUUACAAUUGAACUUUUUCAAUCAAUUUCUCAAGGUAAUUUGUUAAUGAAUGGUAAAUUAAAUACUAAUAUUACAACAAACUAUAUUUCAAGAGAAACAAAAAUUUUACCAAAGACUUAUGGAAAUUGUACUUGUGGAAUAUCUCAAUCAUGUUCUACUUCUUUGCGUAUCUAUUCUAAUAUGGAUGAAUACCCUCAAAUAAUUGAACUUUAUCACAUUUCAAAUUUUUUUAUUGGCUGUUUUCCUUUUGAAGCUUUAUUAGCAUCAACAUUAGAAUUCUUCUAUAAUAAGUCACAGAUGAUCAUUCUUGAUCGAUAUAUGCAAUUUCCCAUGAAAAGAUUAUUUAAUUUUUCUUCACUUGAUUCAACUCGUAACAUACCAAACGAAAUAAUUAACUCAAUCAUUAAAAGAAUUAUGGUUGAUUCUUGGUUAUCACGUAUAUCAUUUUCUUCAUAUUAUUAUAUUUGUGCUCCAUUAUCAUGUGUAUAUGAAUAUUCAAGUCGAAAUGAUAUACUUUUUAUUGUUACAAGUAUAGUUGGUCUCUUUGGUGGUUUGUCACUUGGUAUUAAACUUUUUCUUUUAAUUACACUUCGAUUUAUUUAUAAAAUAAUGAAUGGUGUGAAUCGAAUAGCAUUGCUACAAUCAAUUAAAAAUAUAUGUAUUUGUCAAAAUGAACAUCAAAUUAUUAAUCGAUUACAUUUUCUAUUAAUUAUCAUAGUUUUUUGUAUAGUUUACAGUUUUUCUGUAUUGACUCCACAAACAAUUACAAUUAAUACUAAAAAACCAUCAUUAGAUUUAUAUGAAGAUUUAUUAAAACAUUAUUCAAAUACGCUUCAAUGUUCCUGUUCACAAAUAUCAAUGAAACAUGAAGUAUUUCUUACAAUAAAACCUUAUUUUCAUCAAAUUUGUUCAAGUGACUUUAUAAACAGUGAUUGGAUGGAAUAUUUAUAUAAUAACAAUAAUGAUCAGUAUUCGUUCUAUGCACAAUUUCAAUUACUUGCUUCGUUUUGUCAAUUAUCUCAACAAACAGUAAAUAAUGCACUUUCGCAAUUAAUAAAAACAAAUUUUAUCAAUGAUCAAUUGUUAUCAUCAAAAGUCUUAAAUGGACGAAUAAAAAUAAUCAUUGAUGAAUUUCAAUUAACAUUACCUGAUAAUUUUUUAAAUAUUUUAUCUUUAAUUCGUGAAACAAUAUCAGCAAAUAAAUUUAUGAGUGUAUUAUCAACAAAUUGGAUUUUUUUUACACCAUCACAAAUAAAUUAUCUUUGGACUGCACAUACAAUACCGAUUAAUUAUGGAGAAUGUAAUUGUGGAUUAUCAUCAAAAUGUAUACAAUCAUCAAAAGGAAUGUUAAUUGGUUGUUAUCCACUUGAAACUCUCUUACAAAUGGAUCUUAAUUGUUUUUAUGAUCAACAAUGUAUUGAUUCAAAUAAAACAUUUCAAGCAUUAAAUGUUUCUUAUUUACAAAUAAGUCAUUUUAAUAGCAAUAAUACAAUUGAAUCACUUAUCAACAAAUUAAUGAUUGAAGAAUUUUAUCAAAAUAUAUCUUAUGAAAAAUACUUUGAUCAAUGUGCACCAUCAUCAUGUACUUAUUCAUAUAUUGACCAAACAAAUAUUAUUCAAGGUUUAACAAAUAUUAUUUCAUUAUAUGGAGGUUUAAUGGUCAUUUGUCGAGUAAUUGUUGUGACUAUUGUUAAAAUUUUUCGUCAUCAAAAAGAACGAAGAAUUAUUUCGAUAAUAAACUAA
Molecule: messenger RNA, 3627 nt
Organism: Adineta ricciae
Lineage: Eukaryota; Metazoa; Rotifera; Eurotatoria; Adinetida; Adinetidae
Source: the annotation of a GenBank genome assembly